This is a messenger RNA of Lates calcarifer (barramundi perch), 1375 nucleotides long. RefSeq names its product 5-hydroxymethylcytosine binding, ES cell specific (gene hmces). Gene Ontology annotation, molecular function: single-stranded DNA binding. Gene Ontology annotation, biological process: DNA damage response. Lineage: Eukaryota; Metazoa; Chordata; Actinopteri; Centropomidae. The record is from RefSeq and is a predicted model, not a curated record. The transcript is spliced from 7 exons. The coding region runs from base 195 to 1229 and encodes 344 amino acids.
CUCUGCACGGGCAAAUCACCGCUCUACUUAGCUCGACAUACUUAUAUCUGAACACACACACCUGCGUACGCACACACACACACACACACACACACACAUAUUCAAAACGUACUUACCCAUAAGAAGCGCAGCUUUACAAGAUAGAGACACCACAACACUUGAAAACAGGUGUCUGGUUCCGUUUCAUCCGUAAAAUGUGCGGAAGAACUGCUUGCACUCUUGCUCCUGACGAGGUGAGACGAGCUUGCACCUACAGAAACCGAAGCGGAAAGCGGAGACGGCCCCGGUGGAGGGAUGGGGAUGCGGACAAAUACCGACCCUCUUACAACAAGAACCCCCAGUCCAUGAGUCCAGUCCUGUUGUCCAAGAAGCAUUUCGAUAAGGAUGCUCCUGUGGAUGAGUUUGUGUUGGCCUCAAUGCGUUGGGGUCUUGUACCUUCCUGGUUCAAAGAGGAUGAUCCAAGCAAGAUGCGCUACAGCACCAGCAACUGCCGCAGCGAGAAUAUACUGGAGAAGAAAUCGUACAAGGACCCAAUGAAAAAAGGACAGCGCUGCGUCAUCCUGGCUGAUGGUUUUUAUGAGUGGAUGAGGGUGGAGAAAACCAAGCAGCCUUUCUUCAUCUACUUCCCCCAGACUCAUGGAUCCAGUCAGGAGAACACAGGGGAUCAGGAUGACCCCAAGACCUCAGCUCGCAGUAAGGAGGGGGAAGCACCAGGUAAAUGGAGUGGUUGGAGGCUGCUGACUAUGGCUGGACUGUUUGACUGCUGGACACCUCCAGGUGGUGGAGAACCCCUUUACAGUUACAGUGUAAUCACUGUGAAUGCUUCCCCAAACCUGCAAAACAUUCAUGACAGGAUGCCAGCAAUCCUGGAUGGAGAGGAUGAAGUGAGAAGAUGGCUUGACUUUGGGGAGGUGAAGUCUCUAGAUGCCCUGAAACUUCUCCAGUCUAAAAACAUUUUGACUUUUCAUCCUGUCUCUUCGCUAGUCAACAACACACGCAACAACUCUCCGGAGUGCCUUCAGCCAGUGGAUCUUGGCAGCAAAAAGGAGCCCAAACCCACAGCCAGCAGUAAGAGGAUGAUGAGCUGGCUGGCAAGCAGUUCUCCUUCAAAGAGAAAGGAGUCCAGCACACCUGAGAGUAAAGAAAGCAAGGCAGAGACCCCGUCCAAGUCCAAAGGAGCACUUCAGCAGUGGCUUCAUGGAGCCAAUAAGAAACAAAGAACCAAGUGAAGAUAUGAACCUUGAAGACCACCUAGGCCUUAUUUACACUGUACACUAUGCACUGUAUGGUCAGGUUUUGUAUUAGUUAAUGUCUCGUAUGUAAAAAAAGAAUGCUUCACAGGUUGUUCCAUUAAUAAAUAUCAGAAAUAAACACA